GUCACACCUGCUUUGAUGCUCGGUCAGGCAAAUCUCAAGAAAAGGCUAUCGCUUUUAUCACUCUGUACUCGGUACCUGUCUUAAAACUGUACUUCUCUCAUUUAUUAUUCAUCCUAGUCAGGCUUCGUCCGCUAGAUACAUUGUCUUAUUGAUCUUAGUUUCGAUUUAGUGUAGAUAUGACCGAGGUAUUAGCCGUAUGAGGGAUCUAAUGUUCACUGUGAAGGUAAAGAUCAUCGAGCAGCGUGAACUUGUUUUGACUUUUAGACGUCAACAACGACUACUUUAACCCCGAGAAAUCUUGCCACCAGUCAAGAAAAAAACGAACUAAAAUGUCGUCUGCUGGUUAUACUCCUUUAAACGACACAGAUGAUGAAAAUAACUCGAAAGAAAACAAAGGAAGUGAAAGGAAGACUUCACUUCUACAGAAUGUAUUAGACAAGACGGGGUAUCCAACUAGUGUAUGGUUCAUCUUGGGAAAUGAGUUCUGUGAACGAUUCUCUUAUUAUGGCAUGCACGCCAUUUUGGUCAUCUAUCUCACACACAUGCUUAAGAUGGAUGAUGAUUCAGCGACAGCUGUUUAUCAUACCUUCAACAUGCUGUGUUACUUCAGUCCUUUACUGGGAGCCAUCCUAGCUGAUAGCUGGCUUGGAAAAUACAAGACUAUCUUAUAUGUAUCCAUAAUCUAUGCUAUUGGUAACAUUGUUGUAGCUGUCACUUCCAUUCCAGCAAUAUUGGCCAAGGUGAAAUUGACUGGUGUUAUGAUUGGCCUGCUUUUGAUUGCUGUUGGUACUGGUGGAAUCAAGCCCUGUGUAUCAGCAUUUGGUGGUGAUCAGUUUACUGCUUCACAGGAACGACUCCUCCAAAGCUUCUUCUCCAUAUUUUACUUUGCUAUCAACCUUGGAAGUCUCUUGUCCAUGAUCAUAACACCAAUACUGAGAGGUGAUGUAAACUGUUUUGGUAACAGCUGUUAUCCAUUAGCUUUUGGUGUCCCUGCUUUACUCAUGAUCACUUCUGUUGCUUUGUUUUGGUGUGGUCGUAAGAAGUAUAAGAAGGUUCCACCUGAGGGCAAUGUUGUUAUGCAGGUGUCCUGUGCAGUGGGGUAUGCUAUUAAAAAGUGUAUCUGCUCCAGAAAAGAUAAAAACGUAAAGAAAGAACACUGGAUGGACUGGGCUGAAGAUAAAUAUGGGACAAAGAUGGUCAGUGACAUCAAAGCAUUGCUCAAAGUUCUUUUCAUGUUCCUACCAAUGCCUGUGUUCUGGACUCUGUUUGACCAACAAGGAUCUCGAUGGACACUACAAGCUGAAGAAAUGGAUGGAGAUAUUGGAGCUCUAGGAACAAUAAAACCAGACCAAGUGCAGGCACUUAAUCCAGUCUUCAUUCUCGUCCUCAUCCCAAUAUUUGAAUACAUCGUCUACCCUCUGCUGGCUAAAUGCAAUUUUCUUAUAAAGCCUCUUCAAAGAAUGUGUGCUGGUAUGUUUUUGGCAGCAGUUUCCUUUGUGUUUGCUGCAUUCUUGCAGAUAGCUAUACAGAACAGCCGUAUUCAUGUGGUUGCACCACCCAAUGGAUAUGCCAACCUUAAAAUCAUCAACGCUGCUCAGUGUGACCUGAAAAUAGCUGGUACAGGAUUGGAUGCCACAGUAUCUGUCGAUGAGGCUUCAACUUACUUUCAUGUACCAGCCACCUUAGACUCACUGAAAGUCGAAAGUCAAAACUGCCCRUCCCCUAUGAAGCAAACAUUCCCAUUGAAAAUCCAAGAACACAGUGUUGAUACGUUUGURAUUGGAAAACAACAAAACAACCUUGUUGGACAAAAGUUAACAGAUCCACUCGCUCCUCUGAAAGCUGGAAUUGUGAAAGUCAGAUUUGUAUAUUUUGGAGGAAACAUUGCUGAUAAAGUUGAUAUUCAACUGAACAAGACCUUGACCUAUCAUGGAGUAUCUGAGUUAAUGUCAAACACCAAUUAUACCAAAAUACUGUCCAACCAUUAUAAUAUACGAAUAAGAAAAGCCAACACCUCAGAUUUACUUUUGAAGAAACAAUUGUACUUUGGUAAUGGAGGAGUUUUUACUGUAGUUGUACGAGAAGAUCCCAAGAAGCCAGGAAAGCUGGAGAUGACCCAGUACACUGAUAUUCGACCUAUGAGCAUAUCCAUGUUGUGGCAGGUACCACAGUACCUCACAUUGACAAGUGGGGAGGUACUGUUUUCUAUCACAGGCCUCGAGUUUGCCUAUUCUCAGUCUCCUUUAAGCAUGAAAUCUUGCAUCAUGGCGGGAUGGCUGUUGACCGUAUCCAUUGGCAACGCUAUCGUCGUGAUAUUUGCCGAGGCACGCAUCACAGACAACAUGGCGAACGAGUUUUUCUUCUUCUCCGGUUUGUUGGCAAUAGUUUUGAUCAUCUUUAUGAUCAUGUCUUACUUCUAUAAGUACGAAUAUUACUCCGUCAAUGGAGUCAAGCCUGGACCAGACGAUGAAUCCCACCCUCUCACAGAAAAAACAGACGCUGCUGCACCACCCGACGACAAAUAGUAACCAAACGUAUCAAUACAUAACUACAAGGCUGCGUUUACAUGGUACCAGACGAAUUU
Messenger RNA from Actinia tenebrosa (Australian red waratah sea anemone), 2584 nucleotides. Its product is annotated as solute carrier family 15 member 1. Lineage: Eukaryota; Metazoa; Cnidaria; Anthozoa; Actiniaria; Actiniidae. Gene Ontology annotation, biological process: transmembrane transport; oligopeptide transport. Gene Ontology annotation, cellular component: membrane. The record is from RefSeq and is a predicted model, not a curated record. Gene Ontology annotation, molecular function: transmembrane transporter activity.